This is a messenger RNA of Dermacentor albipictus, 6210 nucleotides long. RefSeq lists its product as uncharacterized. Gene Ontology annotation, molecular function: transmembrane receptor protein serine/threonine kinase activity. The record is from RefSeq and is a predicted model, not a curated record. Gene Ontology annotation, cellular component: membrane. Lineage: Eukaryota; Metazoa; Arthropoda; Arachnida; Ixodida; Ixodidae.
GCGCACGCUCAUCAGACCGGUCGUAGUCGGAGGCCGUCAGGUCUGGCGUGCGUGUAUCGCGGAGGCUCACUUCACGAGUGUCACUCGUGGGAUUCGCAUCGGCACGAACGUUCUCCUCGGGUGUGUGCGUUAUCCGACAACGAGUGUUAUGUGCAUUUUGGCUUCGAGCUAACCGAUCGUCGACGGACGAGACCUUGUGGUCCACAGCGUGUAGCGACGCCGCUCCGGGUGUGUGCUUCGGGACGCGUCGUCUGCUCAGCAGCAAGAAUCCAAGAUGGCAGCGCCCGGCCGUACAGCGAGCGGAGCAGCCAGUUUGUUUGCAAGGACCCUAUGCGGACUGCUGCUCUGUGUUCUGCUGAAAUGCACUGUGGUCGCUUACGGCAAGCAGAUCACGUGCGCCUGCACGACGCAACACUGCCGCGACCAGGGCACGAGCCGCUGCAACACGACGUCCAUGUGCUACACGCAGUACCUGCAGAGCCGCGACCCCAACACGGACCCGAUCACGCGCGGCUGCAUCAACAGCCGCACGCCGCUGCUGUGCGAGAACCGGCGUCCCGCGGUGCACUCGGCCGCCCGGUGGCCGCAGCUCGUGUGCUGCAGCAGCAACCUCUGCAACGAGGGCAUCCUGCCACCGCCACUGCACACAGAGACGGCACCAUCGUGGCCCGCGCUUCGACCCGACGCAAGCAGCAGCGGCCUGGGCGAUGGCGCGCCCGCUUCCACCGAGCUGCCGCAGCAGCCGGCCGACGACGACGACGUCGGCGACGACCGCCUGCUGAGCCCCGUGCACGUGGCGGUGCUGUCGGUGGGCGCCUGCGCGCUGUUCGCCGUGGCCCUCCUCGUGAUCGUGGCCCUCGUGCGGCGCCACGCGGGACUGCUGGGCGCGCGCUACGUGCGCGGCAACUACAUCAAGGGUCGCCGCCAGAGCGCCUCCGACGACGGCACGCCGAACGGUGGCACCUACGACAACAAGAUGGCCGUCGUCUCCUGAUCGGCGCCGGCUGCCUCAGUGUGUGUGUGUGUGUGUGUGUGUGUGUGUGUGUGUGUGUGUGUGUGUGUGUGUGUGUGUGUGUGUGUGUGUGUGUGUGUGUGUUCGUGCGCGUGCACCUCUCAACGCGCCGUCACCAGGGAGACUCGUUUUCUCAGUGCACUCUGGUGGGGCGGACGCUCGAACUUGGGACCGCACGGUGCGCGCGAGUUAGGUGGAGCAGCCGUCGAAUGGCACCGCUAUUGGGACACUCGCGAGGAGCCGGCGAGGUAUCCGGGAGACCACGUGCAGAGCCAGCCAAGCCGUUAUGGUGACAUUUGGAAGUGUGGAGAUGUGACCUCUAUCAGAAACAAUCCUGCGGGUUCGCACUUCGGCCGGGAGAGGCCUGAACGCUGACCCAUGCUUUUCGUGCGGCAGCGAAAGUUGUCCCAAGAGUCAGUGCCUUCGCCGAAAACAUUGCAGUGUCGUGUGUUUUCGCGCCCGAGCGACCGCUCUUGCGAUUGUGGACCAGUUUAGCUCGAGGUCGUGCGAUCCGUGACCCCCGCGAGCAGCGCGUAUCUGGGUAGCCCAACUGUAUGCAAGCGGAACGUGCUUUUGUGAAAGACAACUUGCGUCCGGUUGCGUGCCCGCUGGCUUGCAGGUAGGCUGCACCGCAGGCGCUUGCUAGGGCAGGGGAGCUUCUCAUAGCGGGCCUGGUCGCGACGUCCUGUUGAUUCCGAGAAAAUCCGGGACCCCGCAGGGCAGGCGUGACGUCCCCGCGGCCCUACGUUGGCCGUGUAGUGUAUAACACUGCGAUUGAGCGCACGGCGAUGACCUUCGGAACGGGCGUUCCCGAUCGCGGUCGCUCCCGUGACCGUUUCCUGUUCGCCAGUCGCAGCCAAGAAUGCGCGCCUGCCUGUUCGUUAACUGCCAGCCGUCGCACCCUCGCGGGUCACGAUCGGGAGCAGGAUUUCUAGUACCGGCCUUCGCAGUAAUCGACACCUUAUCCGAUUAGGCAGUUUGUUAAACGCUCACAUGCCAUUGAAAUGAGUUUUCGUCGGCAACUUCGCCCAUGCACUGGUCACGGCAAAGAGGCCAAUCGCAUUGAGGCCAAAUAGUCGGUAGAUGAUAUGGUGGGCCACUGUUUAAUACUGGAGCUAUAUAAAUUACUGGUUUUCGCCGGACAAAUUGUCACUCUGAGAAACGUAUGCAAGUUCGCUGGUUCCGAAGGUACAGGUUCUGCUGUAGGAGGCGUUGGCGUUAAAUGAUUGCCGAACGGAGAUGCGGCCAAUGACGUGGUGUCGCGUAAAGCUAAUGAACGCAAAUAUUCCUAUGUAACUUAUACAAAACUAUCUUAUAUAAGGAAAUAUAGCGUACUAGGCGAUAUUCUCGAACGAAGGGAAAUGACCAUGUACAAAGUGCAGACUCAUACUUCAUUUAUUAGACGGGCAGUCUACGUUAAAAAAAAAUAAUAAUCUCUCGGCACCGUGCUAAUUACGCACAUCCAAUACUACAGCCGCGAAAGGGGCGCGUAUUCAGGGAUCAACUUACUAAUCGUUUCGCCAUCAUUCGUAGCGUUAGUAAGUUGGGCGUACAAAUACAAACGCACGAGAAAUAAUGUUACACUUGUUGAUUUCACCAACGAGCCAGCGUGUUGCUGCCUUUUUUGAACCGCGGGAGUACCACGACUUUUGUCGCGUUCUCCAAGAUCACAUGUUCCCGAUCGUUGGUUGUGUGCUUCGUGCCCCCUGUUCACUUGUUGUUCUCCGUGUUGUUGUUGUUGACCGUACAGUGUUGUUGUACACACGUCCUCCAGUGUACAGCGAAAGUGUUCCUCUAGGAAGUGGGACGCGCACGCACAGUUUUACGCUCUCAAUUUGUGCACUGUAAAUAUUGCCUAAUGGGCGCUCCGCCAACUUUUUCUCACCUACGCUAUACCUGACCAGCCACCCCCGCCUUAGUCGCUGUGAUAGGGGGUUUGUUGCUGGGAUCGCUGCUGAAAUACUGCCGAGAACAAGGGACGCAAAUUCUGCAGGCAUUCGUUCGAGAUUCGGUUCGUUUCUGGUUCUUCAUAAUGUCUCAUUUAGAUCUUUGUUAAACUAUACCGUGGCAGCGUAUUGAAGGUGUGCGUUUGUCUCGCUAAAAUUGGCAGCCUUAAAAAAAAAAAAAAGAAGGAAAGGACCUUAUUAUCGAGAGGAUAUUGGAGCCCCGUUAGUCUCUCGAUGAAAUAGCACAACUUAUCAAAUGGGGCUGAGGCAUGCCCCAAAUAAUCCCAGCUCCUGAUCUUUGUACAAAAGACACCAAAAUGUGCCUCGUUGAUCGUGCCUUUUCAAGAGCUUCGCACGAAUUUGCUAUCAUUGCUUGAACCUGAUCGUCAUUUCUAGUGAGAAUGGACCGAAAAAGAAGGUUUUGAUGCCUGCAGAAUGUGCCCCGAAUACGCGGAUCCCUACGCAUGGGUGCGCAGUGAGGUUCGCACGCCCGUCUUAUGGCUGGCCUCUUCCUAACUUUUCUCUCGAGAAACACAAGAGAAAUGUUUUGCUGCCUUUAAGUGGCAUCGCUCUUGCCUUAGCCAAACAAAUGGUGUCACCUGAAGGUUGCCAGUUUUGGCACUGCCUUGUCAGCUGCGCCUUCUCUGACUUCUAGACAAAGACACGGAUGGUCUGCAAUACAACACCAUUGUACGCCUUUACGGCCUGCUGGAGGCCCGUGUCCAAAAUCACGUCGAGUGUUCUUUACUAGCUGCCAGUUCCAAUGACCGUACCUUUUGACCAAUGACCGUGCAGGCUCCGCGAACGGACAGCCCACCACGUUACUAUGAAACCAGUCCGCGCGGCGAAAGAAAAAUAGAGCUGCAGAAGGGGAAGGGGGGGCAGACAUUACUUUGUGUCAGGAUAUCGCGUCGUCUGCUCAUGCGCCAGCUUCUUAUCGAGCACGGCUCUUCACUCACGGCAGUUGCGAAACGGUAAAUUGACUGCACGCCACCAGUAACCGACAUUACGGAAACUUCGCUUCGACGCGUCGCCACCAAUCGUCUUUUGAAAGGGGAUCGAUCCGGCAAACUCGGCUGCCAGAAAGGUACUAAUUGGAAAUGCUGUUUAUUUGGCGUUGCGUAAUGUGCUUUUCGCCAAUCACUGUGGCCAUUUUCUGAAACACGGAAAAUUUCGCAACUUUUGCAUGAUUGGAGAGCUCUGCCCUUGGAUAGUUUUCGGGGGACCGCGACCGGAUUCAGACCGCCGCUUUCUGCCACGGCCAUAGGAGGGCGCGCGCUGGGGCCUGGAGCUGUAAACCAGCGCGUCUGCUACGUACUGCGCACCGCCGUAGACUGCCGUCUGCAUCUUCCUAACGAAAGAAAGGGUUCGGUCGAGCAGAAGGCAAAACGAGCACCCGUUCCUCGUUGCGGGCACACACUCCAUGCUCGAGUACCGCGGCGCGCAGUUGGAACGCGACCGCCGCUGCGCCCCGUUCCAACUGGGCUCCGCCUCCCGUCUGCGAAGCCGAGGCCGCAGCAGACGUUUAUACAUUCCCAGAUAUCUCGCACACGUCCGCUGCUGCCAACGGACUUCUUUACUUUCCGGGCGCGCGAAGACGUGUUCAAAGUGCCUGCGCGCGGUUUCGCUUAAGGCCUGUUGCAGAGGGAUGCGCGAGAGACGGUAGUUUACCAAACAGCACCAGUGAUAUCGCUGCAUCCGUCUUGCAUUGCAUUGCCAUGGCCAACAGGCCGGUGCCUUCGCGCCUUGUUCUUCAUUUCUUUUCUCAUUUUCGUUGCUUCUUCAUUUUUGCGGCUUGUACUUCAAGACUAAAUUUCUAGUUUCUGUCGUUGCGGUGUUUUUGAGAUGUUUACUCGUUGCAUCAUCCAUUCCUGUGCCGUCCUUUAACUUUACCUUCCUUUUUCCCCUGCAAACCUGCGUCGGUACGACGCUUGACUAGAGUUGCACGAAUCUCGCUGUUUCGUUGUGUCGCAUGACAGAGUGUCCCUGCUCCGUCAAACGUGUUUUUCCGCCGAGAACCCACACGCAAAGUGUUGCCGUGCCAAACUUUGAAUGGCUGCUGUGCUUAAUGAUUGCAGUGUGAAGUUGCCGGGGGGGGGGAGGGGAAGGGGGAGCAGUAUUUGUCACUCGCACAGAGAAAGCUCUUAGCGACCGCUACCCAACACGCUCGAUACACACGUCGCAGAGUUCUCUGUUAGAGAAGGAGACGUUCUUCGUCGUUAUUCGUAUUUAAGCUUAUUUUUUACAGAGAAACUUGAGGGCAAAGGACAAUAAGGCACAAGCCUGUAUUCAACUACGUUACUAAAUCCUGUACAUGUUGAUAAGAACAUCAAUUUUUCUCUUCAACAUUGCUUAGUCUAGUGUUUUUGACGCGGCUACUGGAAGCUGUCUGGAUAUUUGGAUAAUCGGAGAGAACAUAGGGAGUGCGAUCCCGUCAUGGCGCCACUGGCCGUCUCACAGGCUAUCUCCAUGGGUGUUGUCAGGAUACCAUGCACUGCUUGGAGAGUCGCUUAUCAUUCGCAGGUGAAACACAUGUAUACAAACACUCACAGCAGCUUGCCAUAAAAGAGAACGCCUGCCAAUUAUUUGAUCAUUGAUUGGUACCAAUCUUAGUCGCGGUGCAAAAACAUUUAUUUCUUAGAGAGCAGCGACAAUGUUUAACUUUAUCCUGCUUAAAAUACUAAUGGUGCGCACCCUCUAACAGUGGACCAUCAUGUAUGCCUUGCCGAGGCGGGUCGGCUUUGCUGACUUUUAAGUGCCAGUGAGUGCUGUCUGACAGAUGUAAGUAUGCUUGAGCUGUUUUCCAAGCUCUGAUGAGUGAACACGCACGCUUUGCAUGUGGGUUCGUCGCGUGUGACUCAAAAAUCUCCCCCAUGUUGCACUCAUAACGAUCGUCUAGUUUGCUGUCACUUCGGUGCGAACGGGUUCCCCGCACUAUCACUGUUUUUUCUCAAGUCAUGUGUUCUUUUUUUUUUCUUGCACAGAAUUGUUGUCUUAACUUAUUUAUUUAUGCUCUGAUUAUUGAGUUAUCAUUAUUUGACUGUAUAUUAUUAGUAUAUAAAGAGAGAUGCUAUUCUAUUGAACGACAUGUCUCAGUUAAUUCAAUGUGUCUUUGUUGGUUGACGGUAGCGUGGUUGUACAUAAGAGUGAUAUAUACAUAUGUGCGUUUGGGAGUUUUCGUUUUUUUUUUGUACAAAUGUCUAUAUGCACAGUUGCCAAGAUGAAUGAAACACCAUUGUAGAAAAAAAGAAA